GUAUUGUUCAUAAUUAUAGAUGUAACGGGACCAGUCAGUCAUGUCCUGAAGUACUUCGGUCUUUCCGAGGGCGACGCCCCCGCUGUACGCAUCAUCAACACCGACACCGCCAAGAAGUUCGCUCUGAUUGGACAGAUAAAGGCCGCCACACUCCAAACGUUCUGUCAGGGAGUUCUGGACGGAACCGUGAAGUCUCACCUGCUGAGCGAGGAGGUACCAGAAGACUGGGAUAAAGGACCCGUUAAAGUUCUGGUCGGGAAGAACUUUGAGGCUGUCGCCCUCGACAACAACAAGAAUGUCUUCGUAGAGUUCUAUGCCCCAUGGUGCGGUCACUGUAAAGAGCUGGCUCCAGUCUGGGAGAAGCUGGCAGAGAAGUACGCUGACCGGGAUGACAUCAUCAUUGCCAAGAUGGACGCCACGACCAAUGAGGUGGAGGGAGUUUCUGUGUCUGGCUUCCCUACACUACGAUACUACCCUGCUGGAGAAGACAGCAAGGAGGUAGAGUACAGUGGGACCAGAGACUUGGAGACGUUUGCUAUGUUCCUGGACAAUGGAGGACAGCUUCCGAAGGUGGAAGAGGAGGAUGAUGAAAGAGGAGGUCACUGAUGAGUCAUCGCCACC
This is a messenger RNA of Oncorhynchus kisutch (coho salmon), 621 nucleotides long. RefSeq names its product protein disulfide-isomerase A2-like. Lineage: Eukaryota; Metazoa; Chordata; Actinopteri; Salmoniformes; Salmonidae. Gene Ontology annotation, biological process: protein folding; response to endoplasmic reticulum stress. Gene Ontology annotation, molecular function: protein disulfide isomerase activity. The record is from RefSeq and is a predicted model, not a curated record. Gene Ontology annotation, cellular component: endoplasmic reticulum.